Equus quagga is the source of this 9037-nucleotide messenger RNA. RefSeq names its product forkhead box K1 (gene FOXK1). The record is from RefSeq and is a predicted model, not a curated record. Gene Ontology annotation, biological process: regulation of transcription by RNA polymerase II. The coding region runs from base 16 to 1680 and encodes 554 amino acids. The transcript is spliced from 9 exons. NCBI's taxonomy places the organism in Eukaryota, Metazoa, Chordata, Mammalia, Perissodactyla, Equidae. Gene Ontology annotation, molecular function: DNA-binding transcription factor activity, RNA polymerase II-specific; RNA polymerase II cis-regulatory region sequence-specific DNA binding.
GAACCUCUGUUGGAGAUGACGUCGUCAGUGUCUGUGGGGAUGUGUAUGUCUGUUCUGUUCACGUGCGCGGUGAAAGGAAAACUGGUGUCAGGGUGCACUUUCCGGUUCCCCAGCACGGCCAUAAAGAUCCAGUUCACCUCGCUGUACCACCAGGAGGAGGCCCCGGCCUCCCCACUCCGGCCGCUGUACCCGCACAUCUCCCCGCUGAAGAUCCACAUUCCGGAGCCGGACCUCCGGAGCCUGGUCAGCCCUGUCCCCUCCCCGACCGGCACCAUCAGUGUUCCCAACUCCUGCCCGGCCAGUCCACGUGGAGCCGGGUCCUCCGGCUACCGCUUUGUGCAGAACGUGACCUCGGACCUGCAGCUGGCAGCAGAGUUCGCCGCGAAGGCCGCCUCGGAGCAGCAGGCAGACACAUCCGGAGGGGACAGCCCCAAGGAUGAGUCGAAGCCGCCGUACUCGUACGCGCAGCUCAUCGUGCAGGCCAUCUCCUCGGCGCAGGACAGGCAGCUGACACUCAGCGGGAUCUACGCGCACAUCACCAGGCAUUACCCUUACUACCGGACGGCCGACAAGGGCUGGCAGAAUUCUAUCCGACACAACCUCUCUCUGAACCGUUACUUUAUUAAAGUCCCGCGCUCCCAGGAGGAGCCCGGGAAGGGGUCGUUCUGGCGAAUAGACCCUGCCUCAGAAGCCAAGCUCGUGGAACAGGCCUUCCGGAAGCGCAGGCAGAGGGGCGUCUCCUGCUUCCGCACCCCCUUUGGGCCUCUGUCGUCCAGUGGCCUGCAGACCCCAGAGUGCCUGUCUCGGGAGGGCUCGCCCAUUCCUCACGACCCUGACUUUGGGUCAAAGCUAGCGUCUGUCCCCGAGUAUCGGUAUUCCCAGAGCGCACCCGGCUCCCCCGUCAGCGCCCAGCCCGUGAUCAUGGCCGUGCCUCCCCGACCACCCAGUUUAGUGGCCAAGCCCGUCGCCUACAUGCCAGCUUCCAUAGUGACGGCACAGCAGCCCUCUGGCCACGCCAUCCACGUCGUGCAGCAGGCCCCCCCUGUGACCAUGCUCAGGGUGGUCACCACCUCUGCCAGCUCUGCCAACGGAUACAUCCUCGCCAGUCAGGCCCCGGCAGGGGGCGCCCACGAGGCGGCGGGCACAGCCGUGUUGGACCUGGGCAGUGAGGCGAGAGGCUUGGAAGAGAAACCCACCAUUGCGUUUGCCACCAUCCCUGCUGCCAGCCGAGUGAUCCAGACGGUGGCUAGCCAGAUGGCCCCCGGGGUCCCCGGACACACGGUUACCAUUCUUCAGCCAGCCACACCGGUGACCAUCGGGCAGCACCAUCUUCCGGUCCGGGCCGUGACUCAGAACGGCAAGCACGCCGUCCCCACAAAUAGCUUAGCCGGCAGCACUUACGCCCUCACGAGCCCCCUGCAGCUCCUCGCGGCCCAAGCCAGUUCGUCCACUCCGGUGGUGGUCACCCGGGUGUGCGAGGUGGGGCCCGAGGAGCCGGCAGUGGCAGCAGCCACCACCACCGCCACCCCAACCACCACAGCCACCGCCACCACCUCUGCCUCUUCCACUGGGGAGCCUGAGGUCAAAAGGUCCCGAGUGGAGGAGCCCCUCGGGACUGUGACCGCACAGGCCGGGGUGAUCACGGCUGCCGGCCCGCAGGGGCCCGGAACCGGGGAGUGAAGGCGCCUGCUGUAGGAGGAGUGGGACACACGCCCUAAGGAAUUCUGGAGCUGAACCGUGAUGCUGCCAUCGCUGCCGCUCGGGGACCGUUCCGAGAAAGCUGAAGCACGGUGCCAAACGGCCAGGACGGCCUCCGUCUGCCUGCGCCCGACACACUGAUCCUCCUUGUCACUCUCUCUCCUGCCCCUGCUAUGGUUCACUGAAAACACAUAAACCAGUUCAGACAGCUGAUUGUAUGAUUCUGGGAGUUGUUUGUUUCUGUCUCCUCCGCCCUCAGCACCGCCUUCCUCCAGGCCUGUGUCAAGGGCGUGGGGAGAAGGGCAGCUCAGCGUCUCAAGGAACGUGUCCCCGGCAGACCGGCCACGAGCAGGAGCCAGGCUUCCAAGCAGCCUUCGCCCCGGAGGACCGGACAGAAACGCAGCCGCGGACACACCGGCCCUCCGAGGGCGAGGCCGGGGUGGGGCACAUCCUGUCUGUGAUGGGUGGGAGUGGGCGACAGAAGAGAAGGGCAAGAACUGCCGACUCCGGACUGGCAAGAACUGCCGACUCCGGACUGUUCUGGGGCCUCUUCUUCCAGCCAGUGACACAAAGUAUCUGCAUUAAUGGGGGGGGAGGGGUGGGCGUGGGGUCUGGUUUGGCGUCAGACCUCGGGUCUUGCUUGUUUUGUUGAAACGUGAAAUUCAGGCUUAAUCGUCAUCUGAGACAAACACAGACGGGAUCACCUGUUUCUGAGGUUUUCUCCUGUAGACGGUUGACAACUGCGGGUGUCUGGGCUGCUCGCUGGCAUUAAUCCCCCGGGAGAGUAAGUCUGCUGCCUUGUCUGUUAACUUCAAGAAAGAUGGAUGGCUUCCUGGAUCGAGCCUCGAGGCAGAAGUUUGGAUGAAAGAGAGUCGAGAGACUGCAGCGCCGCUGGCCGCGCCUGGACCGCGUGGCCUUGGGAAAUCGGGCCCCCGGGGCUCGAGGUGGGAGGAGGUUGCCGACCCAAUGGGAGGACGUUCACACAUGUGUUGCUCUGAAAACAGCAAAGGGCGAAGCCUGUGUCCCCUGUGGUCCUGGUGUCCUGGUGCUGGUGGACACCAUGGGACACGCAGCGCUGAGCGCCAGCCGUUCACACCGCUCUUCUCCCCAAGCUUUCUUCACCACCCCAGAGUCACCUCCUGUGUCAGUUGGAACCAUCUCUUCUGCCCACAGCCCUGGGGCUCUGGGGUCGUCCGCAGCAGCUGGGGCGGGCCUCCCCUCCGUGAGCCCAGCCCUUGCUGACUCAGUGGGUCUCGCUGUGACAUGGUGAGAGUCGAGGGUGGCAACUCCAGGCAAGUGGCAGCAGCCCCCCCAAGAAGGGACCCCUGCACCUGCAGACGCCCUGUGCACUCUGCACCAUCACCAGAGCAGGAAGCGAGCCUGAGCUGGCUGGCCUAUAGCCCAGUUUGCGGGUCAGAAUUAGUCCUUUAGCUUCUCUCGAGAACAUUCUCAGGAAAUGGUAAGUGCGUCUCUGAAAAGUGACUUUACACUUGGCUGCACACCCUGGCAUUGGUUCUCCUGGCGGUGGACACAGCUACAAACAACAGCAGGCUCUACCUGGAGCUCCGGAAGUCCCAGGGGCAAUGGUCGUCUCCUUAGAAAUAGCCUGUCCUCAGCAUUAGUCUCCUACCAGCAAAGCUGCUUGCUCUUCCCUGAGCCUUGAUGGCGGUGCCCCCGAGCGAGCCACUGCUCCCUUGACGCCCCCCAGAGGAAAAGCAGACGGCCUCCCCAGGCCGGGGCCUGGCUGCAGAGAGCUGGCUCAGGAGGCGAGGGAACCUUGAACAGGAUUUCGAGGCAGUGCAGGCAAGACUGGGCACACGUGACCCGGCUGCAGCUAGAGGUAUUCAGAGGCCAGGCGGAUGUGAGGAGCUCCGUCAUGCUGCCCCGGUUGUCCCCAGGCGCUGCCCCCACCAUCAGUCACUCCUCCUGCCUGGACCAGGGAAAUACUGUUCUGGUUUUCUUUCAGCCCCGAACCAGUUGUUUCUAUGGCACUAAACCCUCAGUGGGAAAUAUGCUCUUUUGUGACGCGCGUGCCUGUCGCCCUCGAUGAGGUUGCAGAGAGCUGGGCAGGGGGUGUCACAGCGAGGUGGGCCGUCCUCGGGUGUGGUCACCCUGCUGGUGAUGAGAAGUCACGCUCAUUCCACGUUGACGUUUUCUGUUACCUUAUGUAAACUUUCUUCCUGAGGGUCUGGUGUGUGCGUGGCUGGGAGAGAGAAUGAGUGAGUUGGGCCGAGGCAGCCCACGUGCGCCGACAGCCUCCAGGUCCCCGUUGCUUCUUUCCCUGCCUGCUGCGGUCACUCGUUCUCAGGGCUGCACGUGGCUCCUUCAGGGGGUGAUUGCGUUUACUCGGGGACCGUCAGGUUUGCCUCCUUGAGACAGCGGCGGCAUCUGCAGAGAACAAGCACAGGACACUUGGCCACAGAGUAGUGUCAGCUCUUUGCCUCUCCUUUCUCUCUAUGGUCAGUCUGGCUCUGGCCCUCUGCUUUCCUGACUCCCAAGAUGCUCUGGGUUCUGUCCGUCUUCAGCGAUGCUCCCACUGCACAGGCAGUGGUGCAGGGAGCAGGGAGUAGAGAGGUGGACGCAUGGAACCAGGAGGAGAGAAUGUCGAUGGGUGGCAUUCUGCCACGUGGAGAGCUUGUGCCUUGUCAGUUCCCGCUGGGACUGAGAAGGGGCCCCAUGGGGCAGCUCAAGGCAAGCAGGGGAGGGCUCAGCCUUGGGGGAACCGCCACUUGGUUCACCAGCGCUGAGCGUCUGGAUGGGGUUUUGGUCAUCUGACCAGACGGCAUGCCUGGCUUGUGCCAGAACUUGUCUGGGGACAGGUAGGCAAAGGCACAGGAAUAGCCAGUGCCCGAGACAGACGCACAUCGCAGCCGGGAAGGUCGCCCGCCACCCUCAGGGCCAGCCAAGUGAUGGUCUCCCUCUAAACUCGCCCCCAGAAGCGGGAGUGCCAGACCGGAAUUGACCAGUGAACUGCAGCCAUCAGAGUCCAGUGGCCUGUGAUCUGCCACAGCAUCGAUUGUAGAGGUUGGGCUGACUCCAGCCGCGGUGGGGAGAAGCAGAAAUAACUCAGCCUGGCAUGAUGCUAGUGUCGCUGCAGCCUCGGGUACGAGACCUCCUCUCUGGUCACCUAGGGCUCAGGUCUGCAUGAUGAGAUCAGCCAGGCCGAGAGAUGCUGGCGGUGGGCCGGGCCUGCCUCUGUUCUGACACAGCGUGCUCAGCCCGUGCUGGCGGCUGCUCCCUCUCCGUCCAGGUUCCCGGUCUGCCUCCUGCUUGACCCGUCAGCACUUUCACCAGCACCAAACGCAGAAAAGCACGCUCUGCAUAGAAAGGAAGUCACAAAAUAACUAUUUUUAGAUAGUUGAGCAUUUCCCACCAAGACAAUUUAGUGUAAUGUUGGAAGUGAGAAGCAUUGUACCCAAGGGCUCGCUAGCUACUAGGACUGCCCUUGGCUCCGUGGCACUUUCUGCUGUGCUGACGUCAGACCUCGGCCAGUGUCGCACGGAGCAGCGAACGGAGCAGCGAACAGAGCAGUGGAGGAGACAGAACCCAGGCCAGGGGGGCGGGGUUGGGUCGUGGUGCCCGGUUGUCAACCGUCUGCCUUUCUUUCUCUGCAGAAGCCGUCCAGGGUCACGUUGGCCCCUGUGGAGGGCCGAGGGUCAGUGAUGUAGGGCCUGUGAGGGGCUCAAGUGGACUGUCCCUCUGCCCCCUUCCUUUAAAAUCACAACUUGAAAACAGGUAUGUGCCAGACCGGCCCCUGGUCCUGGGACGCGGUCCUCAGACUCGCUCCGCUGACACUCUGGGGCGCCCGGGCCACUGUGCUGAGAGGCGCCAGGCCGGUGCUGGGGGACCGAGUCCCGCAGGCAGGCACGUGCUCAGGCCACAACCUGUUGGUUUCCCUCUCGGGUCUGGUUGGUUCACAUCUGGGAUUGCUGUCUGUUUUCUUUUUUCUCCAUUUAAGAACCAAGCCAAAUAAAAAAGGUGAGAACGGAUUUCUGAGUUGCUGAAAUGAGUAUUCCGUGAUUCUCGAGCUGGGAGGGAGUGGCCCUGGUGGAGCUUCACCACGGCCAAGGCUCCGGCCAAGCCUCCUGCUCCCUGGCCUGUGCUCGCGGUCCGGGGGGGAGGUUGGGCUGAGAUCCCAGGCGUCGCUCACCUUCCUUCCUUGGACCAGGGAUCCGCACGGACCCUCCAGAGGAGUGAUCGCCCCGGCGCCCGUGGUGCCCGAGCCUCUGUAGACAUCCAGCCCUUCACUGCAGCCCAGAGUCCUCACGGGGAAGCCCGCUUUUGCUUGGAGUCAGUUUCUUACUUUACAGAGACAGACAGCAGACCUCAUUUGGAGAAACGAAAGCUGAGUUGACUGUGGGGCAGUGUUAGAGAACGUCCUGGAGAGGGUUCUCCCCGGAGCGUUCGGAGCAAAACCGAGCGCGGCUGGUGCGGGCGAAGGAGCUGCUUUUCUCCAAAGCCUCAGAUUCUGCUUUGCCCUCGAGGGCCCUGUCCAGGAGGAGGGACCGUCGCUGUCUCGGGAUCCACACCUCACCUCCUCCCCCUCCGAGAGACCAGCUCCCCGAGCACGGGCCGCAGGGUGGCCGCUGCGCGCGUUUCCGUGCUGAGUAAACUGCACUACUUGUUGUAGGUGAGUUACCAAAAAGUGAGCGUGAGACUCUGCCGGCGCAGAGAGCCGCAGCGGCCACAUGGAGCUCCGUCCGCGGCGUGGCCACACAGCUGCGCCAGCCCGUGCGACCGGCCACCGCACUCCUAGUUUCGGUUACAGUGAAAGUGAAAGUUACGUGUCCCCACCGCAGCUCGCAAGCCCCCUCUUCAUACCUCUGCCUAGAAGCAAUAUUAUUUAAUGAGAGCGAUUUAAAUUAUUCAAAUGUGCUGCUAUGAAGAUAGGAUUGCCCCUUGGAUGGGACCCUCACACGGAGGGAGGCUCUUGGAGGUGAGGGCUGAAUGUCACCCAGUUUCUGUCCAUUGUUUUCAAACGAUUUUCCCGGAUUUUAUAAGUUCCCUUCAUUUUAUAAGUUCCUGUCUCGAGGCCUUGUUCUCUGCAUUAGAGUUUGUUCGUGUCCAGGACACGGUUCCUUCCAUCCGUGCUCGUACUGACGUUGCUGGGGGCGGGGGGGCACGACAGCUACUCCCCGGUUUUCUUUUACUACCAGAAGCUGCUAUCUUCGCUGUCAGCCUGGCAUUGCUGCUCUGCAGGCUGGCGGGCUGGGCCCGGCUCCGUGGUGGCGCCCUCUGCCUGUGGCCGGUCUGCCCCGUGCCGGCAGCUGGGCGUGUCCCAGCUCGGUUGGUGUGAGGGCUCCUCCUGGAGAUGCCCGUGUUGCGUGGAUCUGUUGCUUCCUCUGCCCGCCCUCUUGCCCGAGCCCAGGCAUCCCAGCUGCUUGGAGCAGUGGGAUGUUGCGAUACCCCGUGAGCAUUGGUUGGAACUGAAAUGAAAGAGAGGUCUGUUCACUGACUGUGUACAGGGCAGAAGGAGCGGUCGCUGGCCAAGCUGCCUCUCUACCCUUCAGAUGGCCGCAGUCUGCAUGGGGCGUCGCUGGCCCAGACUCAGCCCCCCUUUCCCGGGCUCAGGCUGCGGCUCAGCUCUGUUGCUGGAGGACAUUCCUCAACCUGCCUCCGGAGCCACGUCCUGAGAGAAGGUCCCCGUGGAGGGGCCAGGCCAGGCCCCUGGCAUAGCCAGCGGUGCUGCCUGUUGAGAGGCUGCGCUGGUUUCCCCGGGGCAAUGAGAAGGUUCUCCAGGACACCAGGACACUGACCAGAGGGUGAGGUGGGAGCCGUUUUUGUCUGACGAGCCUCACUGUGCCUCCAUCACGUCGGGGCCAAUGUCUGCACCAGCUGCCCGCGGGAGGGGAUCAGACUCGCGUGUGGACAACCAGCCCGGCUCCUGCCCUGAGAGGCGUCCUCCCUGGUGACAGGAGGCCCUCCUGCUGCCUAACCCGCUGGGGGCGACUGAGCAGUCCCCUGCCCCUCUGCCUGCCCCCUGCCCCUUGCCCCCUGCCCCGGGGACCAGCAUUUGCGAGGCAUCCUCACGCAGCACUGAAAUGAAAGCCCUUCUUUGACUCAGUAGCCUCGGGCCUCUUUAGUUCCUUUUCCUCAUCCUCCUGGCUGGUGUGGGCUGCUCGGCAUUCCAGAAAGCAGUCAAGGAAGCAGCCACUUUAUGUCUGUGCGUCUUUCUUUCUCUCCAGAGAGAAACCCCACUCGAAGGAUUCCCAUCGUUCUUUGCACCUGCUCGUCCUUCUGAUAGCACUUGGGACAGUGUCCUGAGCAGAAAACUGGGGCCAGGGAGAGGCGGCACACUGGUUCUUUGCUUUGCUUGACCGGCCGAGCGCGUGCUGCACAGGCCCAGGGCCCGGGGCAUCUUCAGGUCACGUCCUCCAGGUUUUCCUCCCCUGCCCGUUCGCUUCCCGAGGUGGCGGAGGAGGUCUUCAAGUCUACUCGCUCACCUUUUGCCCCAACCCAAUUACUUUAAGAGUCAAAAUAGAAUUGGCAGAGUUCUGGCUUUUUAUUAUUUAUUUGGGAAUCUUUUUCUGGAAUAGUUUGCUCAUUUGAUUAAUCCAAAUAUUUAUUGAUGGUUUGCUCUGUGUCAGAAACAGUGAAAAGUGCAGGGGAGGCCAGGCUGCAGAGGGAUGUAGCUGUUUGGACCUGCGACAUGCCCUGGAUUAACGUGUAAAUGGCCCGGCGUUGUGAAAUGAUUGUGUGCUGCUUACGCGAAGAAUGUUCUCACCCCAAGUAAUAGGACCUGCUCUUCUGAGUUGUCCCCCGGCGUCCCGAGGGGCAUCGGGACCUGUGCCCCGACUUCCCGCCGUGUUGGCUGAGCUAGAACGAGGCCCGUGACUCUGAAACGGAUUUUUUUUCCCUAUAUGAAGUUAACUGGCCUAAAGGAUGUUAAACUGUGCCUGUGGCCUCGUAAGCUCUUAGCCUCUAAAUUUCCGGGUUAACCGGUCCAGGUUUUGGGGUUUCUAUAAUCAGUAAAAAUGGGAUUGAAAAUCACACAUUUUAAGCUUGGCCCUUUCCCUCCUUCCUUUCAAGAAAAGCUUUCUCGAUCCUCGUGUACCUUAAUUUACACGGUUUGGGUUCUGUUUCAGGCCGGGGGGUCGGGGAGGAGAAAGAGAAGUCUCGUCCCCGAUCCUCACUAGCCUCGGCCGCGUUCAGACCCGCGAGCCCCGCGUCUCCCGCCGAUUCCCCGUAGCUCGGCGCCCAUGAGGGCGUUAAACCCCGUACUGAGAUUCCUUCUUUCUUACCCGAGCGAUAGAUCUUCUGUAAAGAUACUUUGGGGGGUGGGUGUCGUUAGGGGGGUGUGUGUGUAUGUGCGUGUGUGUAUUUUUUUUACAGUGGCUGU